Molecule: messenger RNA, 7643 nt
Organism: Megalobrama amblycephala (Wuchang bream)
Lineage: Eukaryota; Metazoa; Chordata; Actinopteri; Cypriniformes; Xenocyprididae
Gene: myo9bl
Product: unconventional myosin-IXb
Biological process (GO): intracellular signal transduction
Cellular component (GO): myosin complex
Molecular function (GO): protein binding; GTPase activator activity; microfilament motor activity
Source: RefSeq, a predicted model, not a curated record
AUGAAGAGGCGAUCUACUGGAUGAAGAGGAGGAGCCGCAUACACGUAUACACAAACACACAGAGACAAACGAGCAGCCACAUUUAUUAACUUAUCAAAGAUGAGAAGCUUCAUUCAGCACAACAUGCACACAUCAAGGUGCUAGAUGGUGGUUGCGAAGGCAGUACGUAAUGCUGAAGGGGCUCGUCCUGAGUCAGAAUGAGUGUCAAAGAUGGCGAUGGGACGACUAGCCAAGAUGGAAAGGCCUACGAACUUCAGAUAUACCCCCGACUGACUCUGGAGACGGCAUCGUGCUGUACUCUCAGAGUCACUAAAGAGGCCACUGCAGCUAGCGUCAUCCAGGAUGUGGCGGCGGCCCUCGGACUGGACUCCAGCAAGUGCUAUGUCCUGGCCGAGGUGAAGGAAUGUGGCGGGGAGGAGUGGGUGCUGGAAUCGACCGACCUUCCAGUACACAGGGUCCUUCUUUGGCCGAGGAAAGCCCAGGAACAGCAUUCUCGAAACGAGGGGUUUUACUUUCUCUUGCAGGAGCGCAACUGCGAUGGUUCCAUCCGCUAUGUGCACCUGCCCGCAGUGGCAAAUGAGCAGGAGUCCAAGCGACUGGUUGCUCGGGGUUUCCUCCCACCGCAGCAGGAGGACUUUGAGGACCUCUGCAACCUUCCGGUCCUCAGUGAGGACAGCAUCUUGGAUAACCUUCGAAAUCGCUUUCAGAAGAAGAAGAUCUACACGUAUGCUGGCAGCAUUCUCGUUGCCAUCAACCCCUUUAAGUUCUUGCCCAUUUACAACCCCAAAUAUGUCAAAAUGUAUGAGAACCACCAGUUGGGCCAGCUGGAACCCCAUAUUUUCGCCAUUGCCGAUGUGGCCUACUAUGCCAUGUUGCGCAAGCACAUCAACCAGUGUAUCGUUAUCUCAGGAGAGAGUGGAUCGGGCAAAACGCAAAGCACUAACUUUCUCAUUCACUGCUUGACGGCCCUCAGUCAGAAGGGCUAUGCAAGCGGCGUGGAACGAACCAUCUUGGGUGCAGGACCUGUGCUGGAGGCAUUUGGAAAUGCCAAGACCGCCCACAACAACAACUCCAGCCGAUUUGGAAAGUUCAUCCAGGUCAAUUACCUAGACAGCGGAGUGGUGCGAGGGGCUGUGGUUGAAAAAUAUCUGCUGGAGAAAUCCCGCUUGGUGUCCAGAGAGAAGAACGAGAGGAACUACCACGUGUUUUACUAUCUGCUGGUGGGCGCGUCGGAGGACGAGCGGCGAGAAUUCAAGCUCCUGCAGCCCGAAGAAUACUUCUACCUCAAACAGCAAAACUUUACGAUAGAAGAUGCGGAUGACCUUCGACACGACUUCGAGCGACUGCAGCAGGCGAUGGAGAUGGUCGGCUUGCCGGCCACCAAAAGACAGAUAUUCUCCAUCCUGUCGGCCAUCUUGUACCUGGGUAACGUGACGUACAGUCAGAAGUCGUCCGGCAGAGAGGAAGGGCUGGAGGUCGGGCCUCCGGAGGUGCUUUCAACGCUCUCAGACCUGCUGAAGGUCAAGGAGGAGCUGCUGGUGGAGGCUCUUACCAAGAGGAAAACAGUGACUGUAAACGACAAGCUGAUUCUGCCCUACAGCCACAGCGAGGCGAUCACCGCGCGGGACUCCAUGGCCAAGUCGUUGUACAGCGCCCUGUUCGACUGGAUCGUCCUUCGGAUCAAUCACGCGCUGCUCAAAAAAGACAUGGAGGAGUCCGUUUCGUGUUUGUCUAUUGGUGUGCUUGACAUCUUCGGCUUCGAAGACUUUGAGACCAACAGCUUUGAACAAUUCUGCAUCAACUACGCCAACGAGCAGCUUCAGUAUUACUUCAACCAGCACAUUUUUAAACUUGAACAGGAGGAGUAUCAGUCCGAGGGCAUCACCUGGCACAACAUCGACUACACCGAUAACAUCGGAUGUCUUCACCUCAUCAGCAAGAAGCCCACUGGACUCCUUUAUUUACUUGACGAGGAGAGCAACUUUCCUCACGCCACUGAUAAAACCUUGCUGGCCAAGUUCAAACAGCAGCACAAACAGAACCAUUACUUUGUGGCGACUCCAGUGAUGGAACCUGCUUUCGUCAUCCUCCAUUUUGCUGGGAAGGUCAAAUACCAGAUUAAGGAUUUCCGUGAGAAGAACACGGAUCACAUGCGUCCGGAUAUCGUGGCUCUCUUGCGGAGCAGUGACCGAGCUUAUGUCCGGCAGUUGAUCGGGAUGGAUCCGCUGGCGAUGUUCCGAUGGGGGAUCCUCCGUGCCACCGUCCGCGCAUUGGCCGCCUUCAACGAGGCCGGUCGCCGCUGGGCAGCCAAGACUGCGGGUGUGGUCAGACCAAACUCCAGAGUUCCUCUAGGAGAGCUGCAGAGAUCCAACGUGCCCAUUGAGAGGAUGUACCGCCAUGCUCCUAUGCUUGAUUUCUCCUUUGAUCAUUCAGAGGAGCGCCCUCUAGAGGCUUUUGAGGACAUCUUUGCUAGUUAUGAGAGUAAGAAGAAAAACAAGAACUCCAAGACCAAGCAACUCAUUCCCAAGAACCUUUUGGACUCUCGUUCGCUGAAGUUCAUAGUGGGCCUCCAUGACCGCACCACCAAGUCUUUGCUUCAUCUGCACAAGAAGAAACGUCCUCCCAGCAUCAGUGCCCAGUUUCAAACAUCUCUUAGUAAGCUCCUGGAAACACUGGGGAAGGCGGAACCAUUCUUCAUCCGAUGCCUCCGCUCCAAUGCUGAGAAGAGGGAAAUGUGUUUUGACGAGGCACUCAUUGUGCAGCAACUGCGGUACACAGGCAUGUUGGAAACGGUGCGCAUCAGACGAUCAGGUUAUGGAGCCAAAUACACCUUUCAGGAGUUUACUGAGCAGUUUCGUGUGUUGCUGCCAAAGAACGCUACGUCCCUGGAGGACAUAUCAUCUCUGUUGCACAAGCUUGGCUUUGACCACACUACCUACCAGAUUGGAAAAACCAAGGUGUAUCUCAAAGAGCUUGAAAGGCAAAAGCUUCAGGACAUCCUGCACAAGGAUGUCAUGCACAAAAUUAUAUUCUUGCAGCGCUGGUUUAGAGCCAAAAUGGAGAGGAUGGACUUUAUUAGAAUGAGAGAGGCAGCCAUCGUGAUCCAGCGCUCAUGGCGUAUGUUCCGCAAAGAGAAGUUCUACCAAGCUGCGGUUCUGAUCCAGAGAGCAUGGCGUGGUUCCAAACAAAGAGCUGAAUAUCAAAAAACACGUGCCUCCAUCACAAAGAUACAGGCACUUGCAAGAGGGCAAUCAGCUCGCAAACGGUACUACUUCCUAAAGGAAGAGAAGAGGAAGAGAGAGGAAGAGGAAGCUCGGAGAAGAAAAGAGGAGGAGGAAGCAGCUCGGCGAGCCAAGGAAGCCGAAGAGGCCGCUAGGCGAGCUAAAGAAGUUGAGGAGGCAGCCAGGAGACUCAAAGAGGAAGAAGAGGCAGCCAGGAAAGCCAGAGAGGAAGAGGAAGCAGCUAGAAGACAGAAAGAGCACGAGGAAAGGGAAGCUCGGCUUGCUUUGGAGGCUGAGCAGCAGGAGAAGACGCCACUACAACAACCAACAGUACCAACACCAGGCAAGCAGCCUGGAGAUGAGAAGACACUAGUCCUUGAGCACAGUAAGGCUCCUGUGGAUGUUGAGGUUGAAGGUCAGGGCAGGGCCCAUGUUGAUGAAGUUUCUGCCCCAAAAGAGCAAAAUAAUUCUGAGAAGAUUCCUCAAGUGGAGGCUGGUCCUCACCUUGAGGUCAAGGAGCAACAGAAACAAACUGAGAAAGAAUCAUCCACACUUCCCAGAGAAGAAGGUACACAAAGUAAACCCAUGUCUCCUGAAACCCCGACUGGACAGAGCCAAAACAGAGCUCCUCCACUUUCCAAACUACCAGUAUCCAGAAGUCAGGAAAAACGGGAGCUGAGGAGACAACGUGGCCUAGAGCACAACCAGAGAGAAAGUGAGCGGGCGGCUUCAGCCGGAAAAGAUGAUAUUCCUUUCAAGAGCAAAACUCCAGAGAGUCCAGGAAAAGCAGAGGGCAAGUUGAAAGAGCGGUCCGACAGCAAAGAGUUGGAUCAGUAUACCUUUGUGGCUUGGAAAGGUGACAAGGGCAAAAAGGAUGUUAAAGAUGUCCCAUCCGAACUUGUUCGACCCUCCACCUUACCAUUAGAUAUCCCUACUUCCGGGCCUAGAAGAAAUGGCUUCAGUGACCCGGCCAUCGCUACUCAACCUGCUCUUGCCAAAGAAGAGACCAACAGGAGAAAGGAACCAUCGAGAAGCAACACUCAGCCAGAAAACCUUGUGGCAGGACCCCGAAGUCUGGAGGACAGGAACAUCAAAACUCUCCAGAAUCGUGGGAUCUCUAUGUCACUAGAUGAUGUAUCCAAAAUAGGUUCAGGUGGCUCAUCACAGGGAAAUGCUCGUCCAAGACGUAAGCCGCGGCUCGCCCUUGCACGUAUAUGUUUGCCCAUUAAAAGUGUUGAAAUGGAGGAUGCAGAGUACUGGACUUUUCCAUUGCCCCCCAUGAGUCCAUUUGAGACACAGUCCAGGACUGAUACUGGUCCUGAUAGAACAAAGGCCAACACAAUGAAGGAAAAAGUUCAUGACAGCCACAGCCUGCAAGAUGUAUCGCCUCUCCAGCCGUCGACCCCAGAGAGGACAACAGGGUUUUUCAGAAAGAUCCUGAAGAAGCGUCCACAUAAAGAAGCUCAGACCCCAGAAGAUGGAGACCUGAGCCUGGCUUCCUUUUUGGAUCAAAGAGAAGCCACUUCACCAUCACGCUCGCACAAUACAAAGGCUCAUGCAGGCCGACUGGGACGGACGCCCAGCAUCAUGAUCAGUCACUCGUCGACUCGGGCCUCUGAGCAGUGGAACGCCUCGCUGAACCGCGUGAUCACCAACACGAAUGAGCUACGCCACCUCGAUGAGUUUCUGGGCAAUCAGGUGAAUGACCUGCGCUCACGGGGAAAGCAGCUUUCAGGAACGGAGCACAUAUUCAUUACUGCCACUGUGCAGUUUAGAGAAAACAUCAAGGGGAUGUACUCGAUCUCUAAACCACAAAUUGGGUAUAAGGCUUUGAUGAAUUCCUACCAGAAUAAAGUGAUCAGUCUGGCUGGAGAUAAACAGAAGGGUGAGGUACCGCUAGUGGUCAAUCUCUUCCAGUCAGUUCUGGAUGGCUUCAUCAGAGCGGAGAUCAAAAAGGAAGAGGCCGAACCAGCCAAGCCCCCCAAAAGUCGUAAGAUGAGAAGGAAGAAGGCUAAAAGUUUGGAGAAUCCAUUAGACCACGUAUUUACAAACUACCAAGUCAACAUCAUGCAGUCUUGUGAUCAGUGCACCUCCUACAUCUGGGGCAUGGAGAAGGCUUACAUGUGCAGUUAUUGUAAAAUGGUUUGCCAUAAGAAGUGCAUUAGUAAAAUAGUCAUAGACUGCUCUACAUUCUGCUCCAAGAAGUGUGAUGAUGAGCCUGGAUCGCAGCACUUUGGUGUGCGUGUGUGCCACCUGGUCAAUAACAAGACCCCUGUGCCAAUUGUGCUGGAGAUAAUGCUGGAACACGUGGAAAUGAACGGUCUGUACACAGAGGGCAUUUACAGGAAGUCUGGCUCAGCCAAUCGCAUGAAGGAGCUACACCAGCUGUUGGAAGCAGGCCCAGAGAAUGUUUGUUUGGAGGAUUACCCCAUCCAUGCUGUCACUGGCCUGGUCAAACAGUGGCUAAGGGAGUUGCCCGAACCUCUCAUGACCUUCACGCACUACAAUGACUUCCUCCGUGCCAUAGAACUGCCUGAGAAGCUAGAGCAACUCCAAGCCAUUUACAAAGUUUUGGAACAGCUUCCAACAGCAAACUUCAACACCUUGGAGAGACUCAUUUUUCACCUUGUCAGGGUUGCGAAGGAGGAGAAGAGCAAUCGGAUGACGCCAAACUCUCUGGCCAUCGUUUUUGCCCCCUGCAUUCUCCGCUGUCCGGACAGCGCCGACCCGCUCAUGAGCAUGAAGGACGUCGCCAAAACCACCACUUGUGUGGAGAUGCUACUUAACGAACAGAUCCGGAGAUACAAUGAGAAAUUGGAGGAGAUUGAGCAGCUGGAAUACGCUGAGGCACUGGCUGUCAAUCAGCUCAAGCUAAAAAGAAAAAACACGUGCUGUCAUUUACCUCUCAGAUAUAUCACUCCUUACAAAGAAGUGGCGGUUCGGGAGAAGCCAGCUUCUGACCUUUGUGUUGUACCUGAGAAUGAGGCCCUGGAUCCAGACAAUGAAGCUGAGCGAAGCCUGGUGGAACGGAUCAAGUCCAUCAAGCAAGAAAAAGAGGACCUCGCCUGCAGACUACCUGAACUUGAUCAGCCCGGUUCUGACCAGGAGAACUUUGACUCGGAGGCAUCAGUCAGCUCUGAGAGCCUGCUGGACGAGCGAGCAGUCUGUUCGGAUACGGAAGGACAACCAAUGGUAGUGCCAAGAUUGUCCAAACCAGCUUGCCUUCCUAAGUCUGUCAUCCUGGCCCAGGGAGGCAGCACACGGGCUGACGUCCCCUCUCUUCCUUCACUGUCUUCUCCCAGGCUUCAGCUCCAGCGUCGCUACCCUAUCAUCCCCGGAACGGUCAAACUUCCCCCAGGAGUCCUGUGCCACCCAGCUGUACAGUCCCUCCCUCCCCGAAAAGCCCAGUCGCUCACCCUCAUCCAGCGGCGCGAGCAACCCGGCCGCCGCAAAGACAGCAUCCAGUCCCUGUACAUCGCAGCAGGAACUGAGCUCCUCUUCCAGUCCCCAACCGCGGCCUCAGACACCUCCAGCACACAGGAGCUCCAGGCCUCCUCCCGACGUUUCUCGGACCCGGACAUUGCUUUCGUAAAUGACACAGUUUGAGUUGCAAAGCCUAGAACAUUUGAUUGGUUGUCGUCAUUGACGGUGACUGCUUGCCACGGUCAUAGUGACUGAUAAAGAGAAUUGUCUCACCCUAGCACUUUUCCAUACUAAUAAUAUAUUGGAUUUUAAAUGAGACUUUUUUUUAAGACUCAGAUUUGUGCUGCAUACAGAUGUUGACAUGUCAAUGUUUGUUGCUUGAUUUUUUUUUUUUUUUUAAACUUUUUUAGCAUCAAGAAAAAAACAGUCCUGCAUCUUUUUGUGUCCUUAAUGAACAGGAAAAAUUCAUUAAACCAUGAGGAAUAUCUCCUUGAUGUUUGGAUCAUCUUAAAAGACUUUUAAGCUGUAGAUACUCCUUCUGCACAAACACUCAAUGCACAAGUUUUGAUUAGAGGAGGAAGGAUACAGCACUAGCCACUUUCCUCUUGGACCAGAAUGCCAUAACCGAAUGCAAUUUUCCAGAAUAACUCAGAACUCUUCUUUUUUUUUUUUUUUUUCUUUUCAUUUUGAUGAGCGAUAUGACACUUUGGAUCUGUGUGGAUGUCUAUUCAGAAUAGCUUUGUGUAGGACUAAAUACAGUUAGUGGCCAAGCCAUUGUGUUUAAUACUAAAGUCAAGCGUUACGUCCGCUGUUGAAUGUUGUCAUGAUUGAAAAGUAUGGAGCGAAUGCCGGCUGGAUGUCUAUGAUUGUCUUGCAUCAUGUGGACUGUCAUGUGCCUACUAGUAUGGCUGUUUUUGAGUCUUCAGUGAUGUUUUUCCACAUUUAAUGGAGAAAUGAAACUAAUUAUUUUCUUACAAUACAAUUUGUACUGGCCGCAAA